AUGCCUCGUUGCAGUGCCCGCUUGUUCAAGGGAAUGUCGCAGGCAAUUAGAUACUAUGAUAUUGGUGUCAAUCUGACAGACCCUAUGUACCAGGGAAUCUACAAUGGCAAGAAAUAUCAUGAGUGUGAUAUUCAGUCUGUUCUGCAUCGAGCCAAGCUGGCAAGAGUCGAAAACAUGCUUCUUACGGGAUCCUCCAUUCAAGAAUCUCGUCAGGCGAUAGAAAUUGCUGGUCGAUAUCACAGUGAAGACACGCAUCUAUAUUAUACCCUUGGGGUGCAUCCAUGUUGUGUAAACGAGUUUGUGCUGAAAGAUUCCCAGUCCACCAUCGACGCUCCGACGAAUGACGAAAAGUUCAAUGCAAGUCUGGAGGUGACAGACGUAGCAUUUACCAAGCGCAAGCUUGAAGAGCUGUACAGACUUAUGGAGGGCCAAGCUUGUGACCCUCAAUUUCGCGCUGUGGGGGAGAUUGGAUUGGACUACGACCGGCUCUACUACUCCUCCAAAAAAAUGCAACUGCUGUUUUUUGAGGAGCAGUUAAAGAUCAGCUGUCUUUUCCCAGAAAAGCCUUUGUUUCUACACAUGCGGAACUGCUGCUCUGAUUUCGAAGCAGUGCUCAAGAAAUUUAUAGAUGGGUUUACCGAUAGCACUGACCGUUUCGAUCACAAAAGGCUGAUACGCGCAAGUCAGAGCACUCCGUACAUGCCACGAAUCGAGAGCUCUGGUGGAGUAUGGUACAAGUUCUCGGAAGGCCGUAAAUUUGUCACUCACUCUUUUACUGGUUCCACUGAAGAAAUGCAUCGGGUUUUGGCUCUUUCUGACAACUCCUUUAUUGGCAUGAACGGUUGCUCCUUCAAGACCCAAGAAAAUAUUGACUGUGUCAGAGAGAUCCCGUUAGAUAGACUACUUUUGGAAACCGAUGCGCCCUGGUGCGAUAUCCGCAGAACUCAUGACUCUUACAAAUUCCUUUAUGACGAUGUAUCGUCAUGUCAUACUGCAAAAGAUGAUCCGUGGGAUAAUGGUCUCUCAAAAGCAUACCCAGAUAUUCAAAAGUGGUUUAGAGGUGUAAAGCGCGAUAAAGUUGAUAAAAAUCCAGCAGGUGAGCGCGACGGCAUAGUUGUUAAAUCGAGAAACGAGCCCUGCUUUAUGGGGCAUGUGGCAAUGGUCGUGGCUAAAGUCAAAGCUCUUCCUGCUGAAGAGGUCAUAUCUCAAGUUUGGCGAACCAGCUGUGAAAUUUAUGGUGACUGA
Lachancea dasiensis is the source of this 1245-nucleotide messenger RNA. The record is from the annotation of a GenBank genome assembly. NCBI's taxonomy places the organism in Eukaryota, Fungi, Ascomycota, Saccharomycetes, Saccharomycetales, Saccharomycetaceae.